AUCACAAUUUCAUUUCCAAAAUAAAAGUCAUAGUUACCUCUUCGCCUUCCUUUGCAAUUGUCAUUUGUCGCCAAACAAUUAUUGCUUAGCUCUCACAAGCAAGCUUUAACAACAAUGAAGAAAGUAGUGUUAAAGUUGGACUUACAUGGUGAUAGAAUCAAGCAAAAAGCUAUGAAGACAGCAUCUGGCCUUUCAGGGGUUGAAUCAGUUUCUGUUGACAUGAAAGACAUGAAAAUGAUCGUGUUGGGGGAUAUUGAUCCAGUGAGUGCAGUGUCCAAACUACGAAAGUGUUGUCACACUGAACUAGUUUCAGUUGGACAAGCAGAAGAGAAUAAGAAGGAGAAUGUGGAGCCAGCAAAAGUACCUGUUCCUCUAAAGCUCCAUGAACCUUAUCCCCUUUAUUAUCAUAUGACAUCACAGUAUACUCAAAGUUACUAUGUCUCAAGUUACGAAGAGAAUCCCAGAGGCUGUGUCAUCUGCUAAAUUUCAUAAUAUUAGAAAGUUUGAUUUUAUGACAAAGUAGUCAUUUUUUGUUACUUUUAUUUGUAUUAUGCAUGAUCUAGUAGAUUGAAGAUUAUGGUGUGUCCAAGAGACUAAAUAUGCUGUACAUAGUGGGUGUAUGACACGACUUUGUCAUUCUGUACAAUGUAGACAAAAAUUUGAUCCGUUAGUCAUAAGCAUUACUACCAAGAUUUUGAGUGGAAAAUGUUUUCUUCUUAACA
Molecule: messenger RNA, 722 nt
Organism: Glycine soja
Lineage: Eukaryota; Viridiplantae; Streptophyta; Magnoliopsida; Fabales; Fabaceae
Product: heavy metal-associated isoprenylated plant protein 39-like
Exons: 3
Coding region: 115-483 (122 amino acids)
Molecular function (GO): metal ion binding
Source: RefSeq, a predicted model, not a curated record